AUGAAAAAACUGAGGCUAGCAGGAUAUCCGGUUUCGGUCAUGACAACUUACAACAAAAUGGCGGCGGUAAACAUGCCGAGCUGUUGUUGCGUUCCACAGUGUAAAAAUAUCACAAAAGAUGAAUUUCAUUUAUUUCGAUUUCCAUUAAAUCGCCCGGAUAUUUUACAACUGUGGAUUGCAGCAAUUGGAAGAGACGAUUUUAAACCUACAAAAUACAGCUUAAUAUGCAGUUUACAUUUUCAAGAAAAUGAUUUUAUGAAAAGACCCAAUGCAAGUGGUGUCCGGUUGAAUAAUCUUGCUGUGCCUUCAAUAUUUUGUGCUCCUAUUUCUGCGGAUGUAACUGCUUCUGCAAUUGAGACUCCGUCAAUUGAAUUCAAUACUACUCUUGCUUCUACAUCUGCUGUGGUGCCAGAAAUCAAAUGGAAAAGUAGUAUUUUAAAACCAAAAGAAGAUAAUUCGAAAGAGAAUACAAGUACUCCUAAUACUACUAUCAAAAUACACAUGCACAAAUCAAGAACAAUUAUGAAUAAUUCGUCUACAAUUAAUAACUAUGAUUUGUCGAAAAUAUUUAACAAUAAGACUAUAUUCUAG
This is a messenger RNA of Pseudomyrmex gracilis, 591 nucleotides long. Its product is annotated as THAP domain-containing protein 1-like. Gene Ontology annotation, molecular function: sequence-specific DNA binding. The record is from RefSeq and is a predicted model, not a curated record. The transcript has 4 exons. NCBI's taxonomy places the organism in Eukaryota, Metazoa, Arthropoda, Insecta, Hymenoptera, Formicidae. Bases 1 to 591 code for a protein of 196 amino acids.